Messenger RNA from Oncorhynchus tshawytscha (Chinook salmon), 3960 nucleotides. RefSeq names its product sterile alpha motif domain-containing protein 9-like. The coding region runs from base 470 to 3796 and encodes 1108 amino acids. Lineage: Eukaryota; Metazoa; Chordata; Actinopteri; Salmoniformes; Salmonidae. Gene Ontology annotation, cellular component: cytoplasm. The transcript has 4 exons. The record is from RefSeq and is a predicted model, not a curated record. Gene Ontology annotation, molecular function: protein binding.
UCAGGUUUUUGUCCUCAGAUGGAAGGAUGAAAUAGUAUAAAUGUACUUAUUAAAAUAGCGUGCAGAACUCAUCACAAGCAUAUGAAAAUGAAGUGAAAAUGCAGCUAUUGUGAUUGGACAGUGAAAUAUUCUAUGCGUUUUUCUUGACCCCCGUUUCACACGGGCUAUUUUGGCACCGGGUUUCUGGGUCUAGUCCUACAAAGUUGGACCUAACCCUGCUCCGGAGCAAGGCCAGGUAGCCCUGGGCUAAGGUUGGUGCUAGAAUGUGCAAGUGUGAAGACUUGCAUAGCCCUAGGCUAAAAUCUCAAUAAACCCAGGGAUAAGGAGACUCGUGCAGUGUGAACACUGCAUGUGGAUGAAUAUGGGUCCCGAUUUCCAACUGUCUUUACAAGCUAUGUUAUAGGGUUAGGGUACUGACUGUAUAUUUCACAGGGAGGGUGCAGAGUCACCUACAUCCAGCUGUGUGUCAAUGAGGAGUGACCGCUCAAUGGAUCCACCGAUAAACUACAAGAGAGAGUUUAUUCCCAAUCGCAGGGAGGGAGCAGACUCACCUACACCCAGCUAUCUGUCAAUGAAGAGUGACCAGUCAAUGGGUCCAUCUUCAAGGAUGAUGACAUCAGACACAACACAACUGUCCAUUGGUGGAGUGCAUGCAACAAUGCAUACUGAACAUCAUGGCAUGAACAGAGUCAGCAACCUCAGAGAAUUCCCACAGAGAAUCGAAGACUGGACGAAGGAGCAUGUGAAAGAGUGGCUAAUUAGUAGCCUCAAACUCCCUGAGGUCGCAACAAAACUUUAUGAACAGGACGUGUCAGGAGCUAGCCUGGUUUGCAUUGAGAAACAGGACUUGACUGAUUUCGGUGUUAAGUUUGGGCCUGCGAUUCAAAUCAUAAAAAAUGUAGAGAUACUGAGAAACGACUUGGAGAGUGUAGGGAGAAGCAUGAGAUCCCCUGAGAGUGAUCCCUUCAGAAGACAGGAGAGAUUUAGAUUUAAAGCCAUACCAGAAGCUAGGAUGGGGUCACAUGAGGAAACUCUGGAUUCUGACAGUGUGAAAUCGGAGUCGGUGGCUCCAAGUCUAAGCUCAUCAUGGACAUCAGUGGAAGAACUGAGACAUUCUGGUUCAGAUGUUGCAUCCCCCAUUCUACUGCCAAUGGUAGAGUCGGAAUCCAUUCCAGCUUAUGGAAAUAUGGAGGACAAUACGAAACAAAGUGAGACGUCCAUCUCAUCAUUUGACCACUUAAGAGAAACUGCUCCAAAUCUGGAGAAGAGAAUAUGUCCCCCACGUCCCUUUGACCAAAACGACCUAUCGUUCACAUACAUACAAAAUGAUACCCUCCCCCCUGAAUCCGGUCCAAGCAAUCUCAUUGACCCGGUACAUGAGUACAAGCUCCUGCCAAGCACAGAGGAAGCCAGUGAGAUAGAUAUUCUGGAAAAGUUCAGCAAUGAAGUGUUUCGUUUUUCCGCAGCCUGCAUGAACUCUCGCACCAAUGGGACCAUUCAUUUUGGGGUGACAGGCGGGCACGGACACAUGCAUGGACAGGUGAUUGGGCAAAACCUGCCAUCAUUCAAUAUGUAUACAGACAGGUUUGACAUGCAUCUCAAGGAACACUUUGGAGAAGAAACAAAUAUCGCAAGAGCAUGCAUCAGACCUCCAAAAUUCUUUCAGGUUCAACGUCUAGAUGGUGCGACUUCAGACAAGUGGGUGAUAGAAGUUGAUGUUGUCCCAAGUUAUUCACAGACUCAAGAGAAGCUUUUCUAUACCUCAAUAAUAUCUGAACAAAAUGGAGAAGAAUACAAAACUGAAUGUCUAUUUAUUCGACAAGGUCCAAAGAGCAUCAACAUUCUUGCAAACAAUAAUCCCAGAAGUCUACAGGAGAAGAUGAGAGGUUUGACAGAGGAAGUCAAAUGUUGGUCAUCAGCACGUAAGUCAAAAGAGGAGAGCAACUGUCAGCAGAUAACCCAAAACCAAAACCACCAAGGUCAGAGGCUAAAACAAUUGAUAACUCAUGGGAGAGACACACUUGAAAGCUCAUUGCAAGUUAUAGUUGUCACAAACAAGUGCCACCCCAGUCUUCAUGAACAUUUGGGGUUUUUGAAGGAGAUGAAGUUGUUUGCAGUGCUGGAGUUUGACCCAGAAUCUGACAUGAACGGGACAUGCAGUUUCUACAGAACAGAUCGCAUAGCGAAUCUUCAUUACCCUCGAAUGUACAAUACUAAUGACAAUGUCUCCACUGUUAUCGGAAAGCUGAACUUGUUUAAGCAGACAAGCUGGGUCUUUUGUAAUGGUCGAGCAAAUGAGGUCAGUGAAGCAGACAGACCUUUCAGUACCAGUGAAUGGCUGAAGAAACGUGCUGGAGAAAUCAGCGAUAUGGUUUCAUUUCUCUGCAAUCCAGACGUCUUGUCGAAAGACAGAUUACUUGUGGUGUUCAUGCUUCACUCAGGAGUCACUGACAUCUCAAGCCCUAUACUUGAGGCCUUUUGUGCCAUCUAUCGCACUCUUGAGGGUGAGGAUAAUAUGCUCUGCAUAUGCAAAGAUUCAAAUGUAUUCAGUCAAUGGAGAGACAUGAUAAACACUCGCUGCAAAGUGGAUAUUACUAGUAAAUGUAUCUACGAAUUGAGCCUGACUGAAAUCGACUGCACCAUCAGGAAAAUCAAAGAACCCCAGACACGGUCCUCUAGGAGAUAUCUGCCAUCUUCUGGCUCCAGUUCAGUCCUCCUGACACAAAAAGACGAAGAGCUGAUGACCGUACUUGAUAUACUGAGUGAAAAUGAAUGUGAGAACACUGAAAUUGAAACCAAAGACACUUUUGAGGAAUUCAAGACCAACACGGAGGAGGACUUUUACAGAGGCGGACAAGUGACUUGGUGGAACUUCUACUUGUCCGAGAGGCCAGGUUGUCUGCCAUUCAUCAAACGUGACAAGUAUGAGGAUCUUCACAACCUGAUCACACCUACAGAGGGGUACACAUCACCAUGCAUAAUAAUAAACCUCUUCCAUCAUCCAGGAUGUGGUGGAACAACACUGGCCAUGCACGUUUUGUGGAACUUGAGAUGUAAAUUCAGAUGUGCUGUUCUGAAAAACACCACAGCACAGAACAGUGAGAUCGCAGUCCAAGUCACACACCUGCUGACCUGUGGCAAAGAGAAGCAGUUGAGUUAUUCUCCUGUUCUACUCUUGGUGGACAACUGGGAGGACGUUGAAGACCUACAGAGAUGCAUACUAAGUGCAGCCAACGAGAAGAAGAAACCUGACACUCUGAUGGUCAUCAUACUGAACUGUGAGAGAUCCCAGAUUCCAGCAGAGAGCUCCAGAAACAGCCGACUUGACAAUGUGUUCAUGAUCAACAAGCUCUCCACCAAAGAGCAGAGCUUCUUUGAGGUGAAACUGAAAGAGCUCAAAGGUCACCAUCAAAAACCUGAAACGUUCUACGCCUUCAUGAUCAUGACAAACAAUUUCAGUGAGAAGUACAUCAAGAAUCUGGUGUGCAACACCCUGAAAGACCUUGACACCUCCAGAAAAGAAGGACAGCUAUUUUCACUCUUAGCUUUGCUAAAUACAUAUGUGAACGGCUCCUACAUGGCCCUGUCCCUAUGUGAGGAUUUUGUGGGGAUUAGGAAUGCUCUGUGGGGAAAAGAGACACUUGAGGACAAAAUGAACCCAUACUCCACGCUACUGAUGCGCUUCGACAUUGAAGAGCACGGCACUUAUCAGGCAGUUCGGUUUCUACACCAAAUGAUUGCAAGUAAUUGCCUCAAAGUCCUCACCGGAAAGCACAAGCUUCAACUGGGGAAAUAACAACCAGUCUGUUACACUGUGACUUGCUGUACAAAUCUGGCAUGGGUAAGGACAUCCUGGUUCAAAACAUCCAAAGUAUGCUGAUCACGCGGCAACGAAAGGAACUUGGACAUGACAAAGAUACACUCUUCUCUCCUUUGAUUGAAGACAUACAGACGGAUGAG